This is a messenger RNA of Adineta steineri, 636 nucleotides long. NCBI's taxonomy places the organism in Eukaryota, Metazoa, Rotifera, Eurotatoria, Adinetida, Adinetidae. The record is from the annotation of a GenBank genome assembly.
AUGGUUAAAACAUACAUAGGUCAAUGGUUGUAUACAUUUCCUUGGUCUCAAGUUGUUACUGGUUUUUGGCAAAAAUUUCCUAAUCCAUACACAGGUCAUGUUUUAUCUGAAGAUGCAUAUUAUCGAACUAUAACUGACGAUCAAAUUCUUAUCUCAAAACGUUUAUUAACUAAAACAAACAAAAUUCCACGUUGGGGUGAACGUAUAUUUUCGCGCGGUUCUUCAUCAACUAUUGCCUUUAUUAUUGAAGAAUCCAUAUGUGAUCUUAAACAAAAAACAUUUAAAACAAUAACAAAAAAUAUUAAUUUAAAAACUUUAAUGACUGUUGAAGAAACAUGUAUUUAUCGUCCAGAUAAAACUGAUGAAUCAAGAACAGUAUGUGAAAAAACAGUUGUUGCAACAUCAGAAUUAUUUGGUUUUAAAACAACAUUAGAAACAUUUGCUAUACAACGUUAUAAAAAAAAUCAAGAAGUAGCAAGUCUUGGCCUUGAAUUUAUACUUCAUAAAUUAUUUCUUCCACAAUUACCAUUACCACCUAUUGUUGGUAUAACAACUCCAGAUACUCGAAAGCUUUCAACUAAACUUAGUGAUAAAGCAAAAAAUUUCUUAAAACCAUCUAGCAAUGAUGCAAUUUAA